Acipenser ruthenus (sterlet) is the source of this 3866-nucleotide messenger RNA. Its product is annotated as ras association domain-containing protein 3-like. Gene Ontology annotation, cellular component: cytoplasm. The record is from RefSeq and is a predicted model, not a curated record. The coding region runs from base 365 to 1528 and encodes 387 amino acids. NCBI's taxonomy places the organism in Eukaryota, Metazoa, Chordata, Actinopteri, Acipenseriformes, Acipenseridae. Gene Ontology annotation, biological process: signal transduction. The transcript is spliced from 6 exons.
CCUUUUCAGUCAUUCUUUUUAACCACAGCCUCGAUCACACAGCCUAUCCACUUUAACAGAAAGAGAAAUACACACAAGAGUGAAUGAAUUUCAAUGACACCCGAUAUCUCCUCUACUUCCUCGCUUGCUUAGCCUACAGCUGCAGGUAGAGGUUUCGGGGGAAAUUUGCAAAGGUGCGCAAAGAGGGAGGGGGUACCUUUAACUGUAGCUCUCGACGCUGAAGUGUUGCUGUUGCACCUGAGAUGCGGGCCGGACAAACCAGCUAUACCUGUUGAAUGAAUUAGAUACAUGCAUGACUCGAAAGCGGUGAUAUGAAUCAUUGUAGGAAGUACUACGCUGCAUUCCUGAUGGUGAUAAGCAAGCCAUGGCGUCGACUACGACUGCUGUACAAAUGCCACCACAACCCAAUUCGAUCAUAGCAGCGGGGAAGGACAAAGUCAGCGAGGUAUCUCCUCCUCGAGCGAAGAUGCGGCUGCAAAAGAACCCGGCUAAGGUGCUCAAGAGCCCGGUCCUCCCGGCUCAAGAUGUCUCCUACUGGGAAGCGCCAGGGGAUUUAGGGGGACGGAGUCCCGCGGGGGUGGGCGCUGGAGCCCCCCGCUGCAGGAAAAGAGGAUACCGCCCUCCCGAUGUGAGAACCAUCUUUGAGCCGCCCGGGAAAGACCCCCAAGGGAAAGAAGAGAGAGGAGAGGGGCACAGCUUCUGUGAUGGCAUCGCCGGGGCUUGGUGUGACCACUGCUGCCGCUACAUCCUGCACAGCAGCCUCGUAUGUUCAGAUUGCAAGUACACUUGCCACCCCCAUUGCAGAGACCUGGUGACUUUGGACUGUCACCAGAAUGGCAAAUCAGUGGAUCCCCCCUCCUCGCUCGAUGUGGGAGAUCACAGCAACAACAAUUCCCACCCGCCGGAUGUGGAGAAAGAGCGGGAGCUGCGCACACACCUCAGCAAAGAAGAAAUCCGACAGAAGCUUGAGCUCUACAAUUCCUCGGUUACAGACCACCUGAAAAUGACCCUGAAUCCUGUUGGCUCCUACACAGGUUUCAUUAAAGUCCAGAUGGAGCUGCGGCGGCCCAUCACAGUGCGUGGCCCGGGGGGCUCAGCCCAGAGCAGCGAGGAUGCCUUCUAUCUGCCCAAGGGCUCCAUCAACACCCUACACAUCAGCAGCAGCAACACCGCGAGGGAGGUCAUCGAGGCGCUGCUCAGCAAGUUCAUGGUGGUGGACAACCCUGCCAAGUUUGCAUUGUACAAGCGCAUCUGCAGGGAAGACCAAGUGUAUGUGUGUAAGUUGUCGGACGGGGAGCACCCUCUGUAUCUGCGGUUGCUGGCGGGGCCCAACACAGACACGCUGAGCUUUGUCCUGCGCGAGCAGCAGACAGGAGAGUGGGACGCCUUUUCUGUUCCAGAGCUCCAGAACUUCGUGCGGAUUCUGGACAAAGAGGAAUCGGACCACUUGAGCUCCCUGAUGAGGCGCUAUGCCACCUACAGGAAGAAACUGGAGGAGGCACUGCAAGAACAGAGCAAGCCAGGCUAGGGGAGCCAAACAGCCCGGGGGCCACAAUGGCAUGCAUUUAGCAGGGCCUGCGUGUGACUGCAAGACUGCCUGCUUUAGAAAAAUCAAUGGAGUGCUUUUAUUUGGUGCACGGGCUACCAUGAGAACUGGAACUUCGGAUCCGAGCACAGGGUCGCAUUUAACAGCUGGCACACUUCAAAUAUUUAUUGACGGCUGCAAGCGUGUUGAUGUUACUCAUCAUCCAGCACUCUGCCUGCCUGCCUGCCUGCCUGCCUGUCUGGGCAUUUUUAAGUUACCUCUGUGAAUCUGAAAGUCACUUUUAUUUUAUGUUAUUUGUAUUUUAUUGUAUAUGAUAUUGUGAACUGUAAAAAAAUCUUGUUACUUUUAAUUUAUAAGGCAGGAGUGGAGAAAAGAAUGUAUAGGUAUUUUUUUUUUUUUUUUACUGGUUUAGCUAAGAAGAGUAUAAAAACUGUAUCACGAAGCAAGUUCACUGGACGCAUUGGGAACUAUGGGAUUUUCCAGUUGGAAUGAUGGUGUCAGAGAUGAGUGUCAGUGCGUUCCAGUAAGGGCAGUAUUGGAGAGAUGUUGAUAGGAAGGAUCAGAGAUGGGUAAGAGUGUGUGACGAGAUGAGGAGGAGGAAGAAUGUGUAAGAUGGGGAGUUGGGGGGUUGGAGCAGGUGAGGGGAGCUGGUCUGAGGGAAGCUGGUUAGGGAGAAGAAGGAAUGGAAAAAGUAAGGGUGAUCUGGGAUUAGGCAGUGAGCAAAGGCAAUGUGCCUGCUACUGCAAUUUGAAACAUUUGCUUUACUAUUUGUGAAAUCGGGUAGGUUAGAAACCAGUUCGCUCUGACACUUUCUCUCUACAGUAAGAUUAUUUUAAGUAAGGGUCUUAAACUCAGGAGUGAAACACGGCCUGACAGGCAGAGACCCAUUGGGCUGCACAGUAUAUAUGAUGAAGCCCGAUGAUUUUGAUUAACUAACAAGUCCAACUUCAUAUUUACAUUGAUGCACAAUCGCAGGAAGUUCCAUGCAGUCGAUUCUAAAAUCACAAUCCGUUGUGUUUUUUUUUUUUUUUUUUUUUUAUAGUGGAAAGCUUGAAGCCUUAAUCUCACUUGUACAAGCUGUGAACACAGGACUGUGAUCUCCAGCAGUUUGAACAGUUGUAAAUACUUGUUUUCAUCACAGACAUGCAUGUAUAUUCAUCACAGUUUUCACCUUAUUUCCUGCCUAGGAAGCACUGUUUCAAUUACAACCCCCUCCUUUAAACUCUGAAGCUGCUGAUCACAUGCAAGCCACUGUCUAUCUUGUCUUCAUAUUGCACAUCUUUCAAUUAGUACUGUAUGACGAGUUGCUGAUUGGUACUGAUUCACAAUGAAGCACUGGCACUGAUCCGCAGACAUGCUGUAGGAUGGAGACUUUUCUGUCAAGGGCUUGGUUUGUUACACCCCAAGGGUGACAUCUAGUGGGCAACUGCUUACUGCACAUUUACCAGUCAUUGAAUUUGUAUGUAUAAUAUGCCAGAGUUUGUUAACUUUGUUUGGGUGAUCAAAUUCUGUUUUUUGUUUUAUUUAUUUUGUUUUAACCAAAGACUUCUGAUACUUUUUAAAGAGCUUACCUGAUGUUUUGUUGAGUCAGUCAUUUAAAGGAUCGCUAACCAAGACUUCUACAAUCCAUUUUUACCUCUAUAUAACUGGCAGCAUGAUCACGGGCCCCCUUUAACUGGUUUGUUUUUACUUUUAUGCAAGAUAUGCACAAAACAAGAUUAGUGUAGCUUUCCGGAACUUCCUAUGUCGUAGGUCAGGUUUAAUCCAAUGGUCUGGCAGCAAUUGGACUAUGUGAUCUACACCACAGGACGUGAAAAAUCCACAUGGCCUGAAAAAAGCCUUUAAAGAACCAAAAUCCGAUUGGCAUUAUAUAAGGGGGCGGGGAUUUUGCCAAUACUAUCAAGAGGAAAGAAGGAGGAUUUUAAAGCUUUGAUUAGCCCUCGUCUCAUUUUAGGCACACUUUCACAGGCAUUUCUUAAGCCAUUUAUAUGACAAUCCUUUCUAUAUGAGGCAGAGUGCAGUGUGGGCAGCACCGUACACUCUGUGCAGCAACGCACACGCGCAGAUUUAAUGUGAAUACUGUAGCGCACGUGUGAGCUAUAUUUUUUUAAAACUUCAAUCAGCAAGGUAAUUUAGGGCACUUUACGACACCUUUUGAGGGAUCCACUUGUGUUUUGUUUAAUGCUGCGACCGCUAUAAAUGAUUGACGGCUUAAUCAAGUCAAUUUACGUAUUCCUGUUUUGUAGUUGUUUUUAGAAAAGUUAUUUAACCUAGCAAUGAUCAUGAUUUGAAUAUAACUUUUUUUUUUUUUUUUUUUUUA